Capsicum annuum is the source of this 1283-nucleotide messenger RNA. Its product is annotated as probable isoaspartyl peptidase/L-asparaginase 2. Gene Ontology annotation, molecular function: hydrolase activity. NCBI's taxonomy places the organism in Eukaryota, Viridiplantae, Streptophyta, Magnoliopsida, Solanales, Solanaceae. The transcript is spliced from 4 exons. The coding region runs from base 126 to 1106 and encodes 326 amino acids. The record is from RefSeq and is a predicted model, not a curated record.
UUUUUGCGGCUAUAUAUAGAAGCAAAACCUCCAUUUUAUAACCCAUCAAAGCCAUUAACAUAAUAGAGAGAGAGAGAAAGAGGGAGAGUUAAAUCAGCAAAAGAGGAGUUGUUAAUUGUAGAAGAAUGGGUGGUUGGGCUAUAGCGGUGCACGGUGGCGCUGGUGUGGAUCCAAAUCUCCCUGCUGAACGUCAAGAAGAAGCCAAACAUCUCCUUACUCGUUGUCUUAAUAUUGGAAUCUCUGCUCUUCGCUCUUCUCUCCCCGCCAUUGAUGUCGUUGAACUCGUCGUGAGGGAAUUGGAAAGUGAUCCUUUAUUCAAUUCGGGUCGUGGAUCUGCAUUAACUGCAAAUGGAACAGUGGAAAUGGAGGCGAGCAUUAUGGACGGCGACGGUAGACGAUGCGGCGCCGUUUCUGGUAUAUCCACCGUGAAAAAUCCCAUCUCUCUUGCUCGUCUCGUCAUGGACAAAUCCCCUCAUUCCUACCUCGCUUUCUCCGGCGCCGAAGAAUUCGCCAAACAACAGGGUGUUGAGAUGGUGGACAAUGACUAUUUCAUCACCGAGGACAAUGUUGGAAUGCUGAAACUAGCCAAAGAGGCUAACACCAUUUUGUAUGAUUACAGAAUUCCAAUAACUGGAUUGGAAUCCUGUGCAGCAUCUGUAGAGAGUCCAAUUCACAUGAAUGGUUUACCAAUAAGCGUUUACGCCCCGGAGACUGUUGGGUGUGUGGUGGUUGAUGGUCAAGGGAGGUGCGCCGCCGCCACGUCAACCGGUGGUUUGAUGAACAAAAUGACCGGUAGAAUCGGUGACUCACCAUUGAUUGGUGCUGGGACCUACGCAGGUGAACUAUGUGGGGUGUCAUGUACAGGUGAAGGAGAAGCCAUCAUACGUGGAACCCUAGCACGUGACGUGGCAGCAGUUAUGGAGUAUAAAGAAUUGGGCCUUCAAGAUGCAGUGGACUAUGUGAUUAAGAAGAGAUUGGAUAAAGGGUUUGCUGGGCUAAUUGCUGUGUCCAAUAAAGGGGAAGUGGCAUAUGGGUUUAAUUGUAAUGGAAUGUUUAGAGGGUGUGCUACUGAAGAUGGAUUUAUGGAAGUUGGUAUUUGGGAAUAGGGAGUGUGUUUGAGAGUUCAUUAGGAUGUUUUGAUGUACUUUCAAGUUUUAACUAGUGGUGCUUGACAAAUAAUUUUGUUGCUAAUUAGCACUAAUGUUUAAGUUAAUUGUAUUGGGAAUCAUGUAUUUUGUUUUCAUAAAGUAAGUAAUGAAAACCUCCAAAUUUUGGUUGGUGUA